AAGAGUGCGCCUAUAAAGACGGGCGGCUCGGGCCCCGGGCAGUCCCCGGCGCUCGUGGUCUCUGCGUCUCCCGUCUCUGCCAUGGCUCGCACGAAGCAGACCGCCCGCAAGUCCACCGGCGGCAAGGCCCCGCGCAAGCAGCUGGCCACCAAGGCCGCCCGCAAGAGCGCGCCGGCCACGGGCGGCGUGAAGAAGCCGCACCGCUACCGGCCCGGCACCGUGGCGCUGCGCGAGAUCCGGCGCUACCAGAAGUCCACCGAGCUGCUGAUCCGCAAGCUGCCGUUCCAGCGCCUGGUGCGCGAGAUCGCGCAGGACUUCAAGACCGACCUGCGCUUCCAGAGCUCGGCCGUCAUGGCGCUGCAGGAGGCGAGCGAGGCCUACCUGGUGGGGCUGUUCGAGGACACCAACCUGUGCGCCAUCCACGCCAAGCGCGUCACCAUCAUGCCCAAGGACAUCCAGCUGGCCCGCCGCAUCCGCGGGGAGCGGGGUGCGUCCCUGGCGCUUGAGCGCGUAGACCACGUCCAUGGCGGUGACGGUCUUGCGCUUGGCGUGCUCCGUGUAGGUGACGGCGUCGCGGAUCACAUUCUCCAGGAACACCUUCAGCACCCCGCGGGUCUCCUCGUAGAUGAGGCCGGAGAUGCGCUUGACGCCGCCACGUCGAGCCAGGCGGCGGAUGGCGGGCUUGGUGAUGCCCUGGAUGUUGUCGCGCAGAACCUUGCGGCGCCAGCGAGCCAAAGUCGCGGAAAUAUGGCUCGCACGAAGCAGACCGCCCGCAAGUCCACCGGCGGCAAGGCCCCGCGCAAGCAGCUGGCCACCAAGGCCGCCCGCAAGAGCGCGCCGGCCACGGGCGGCGUGAAGAAGCCGCACCGCUACCGGCCCGGCACCGUGGCGCUGCGCGAGAUCCGGCGCUACCAGAAGUCCACCGAGCUGCUGAUCCGCAAGCUGCCGUUCCAGCGCCUGGUGCGCGAGAUCGCGCAGGACUUCAAGACCGACCUGCGCUUCCAGAGCUCGGCCGUCAUGGCGCUGCAGGAGGCGAGCGAGGCCUACCUGGUGGGGCUGUUCGAGGACACCAACCUGUGCGCCAUCCACGCCAAGCGCGUCACCAUCAUGCCCAAGGACAUCCAGCUGGCCCGCCGCAUCCGCGGGGAGCGGGCCUGAGUUG
This is a messenger RNA of Onychomys torridus (southern grasshopper mouse), 1162 nucleotides long. RefSeq lists its product as uncharacterized. Bases 82 to 1158 code for a protein of 358 amino acids. Gene Ontology annotation, molecular function: protein heterodimerization activity; structural constituent of chromatin; DNA binding. NCBI's taxonomy places the organism in Eukaryota, Metazoa, Chordata, Mammalia, Rodentia, Cricetidae. Gene Ontology annotation, cellular component: nucleosome. The record is from RefSeq and is a predicted model, not a curated record. The transcript is spliced from 3 exons.